AUGUCUCCAACCUCGACCCCACAGCCUGCCCAGGAACCAACGGGCUCCAAUACCGAAGCCAGGAUGAGAAAGGGAGAUCCUGUCCACAUCCACGAACCAUACAAGGAUGAAGAAGAGCAUCCCGAUGCACCACUACCCCAGAGUUCCAAAUCGAAUGCGAAAUACUCCGAUCUUCCAGAAAAUGACCACGAAUCUAAUGACCAAGAACAUGAUGCAUACACCUGCCACAGCAGUACAAGCCAAAGCGACCUUGAAACCCAAAACCAAGCCCUCGCCCAGUCCGAACCUCGUCCCAUCGACGAAGAUGAAGAUGAAGAUGACGAACAUGUCUAUUCACCCGCGGACCGACCCCGCCAUGCGUGGCAGGUCCUCUGGCUAAAGAACAAAGGCAUGGCUCUCGUCUUACUAGCCCAGAUGUUCGGCGCUUCCAUGAAUGUCAUGACGCAGAUCCUCGAGAUCCAUAGUGCCAUGCAUCCAUUCCAGGUCCUCUUCGCCAGAAUGUCCAUCACUGCCCUGGCAAGCUACAUCUACAUGUACUACGCCUCAGUCCCGCACCCGCUAGGCACCAAGCCCGUGCGACCACUGCUCCUCCUCCGAGCGAGCAGCGGCUUCAUGGGUGUCUACGGACUAUACUAUUCCGUGCAGUACCUGCCGCUGUCCGAAGCGACGGUGAUCACCUUCCUCGCGCCCAUCAUGACCUGCUAUGCCUGUUCGCUGCUCAUCCCCGGUGAGACGUUCUCGCGGCGCCAGCAGGCUGCGGCGCUGGUGUCGCUUGCUGGCGUGGUGCUGAUCGCCAGGCCGUUUGGGAAGCGCGUCAAGGUUGAUUCGGUGCCGACUGCUGUGUCGGUUUGGGCUAUGGGGCUGAAUGGUGGGUCGGAGGAGACGCCUGGCGACGCGGAUGCUUAUCACCAUGUUCUGGCGACGGUUGUUGCCUUUGUGGGCGUUGUGGGUGCCGCUGGUGCGUAUACUUCGAUUCGGAUGAUUGGGAAACGGGCGCAUCCGCUUGUUUCGGUGACUUAUUUCUCGUCUGUUACGACGGUCAUUUCGUUUUUGGCCAUGGCUUUUGUGCCUGGUGUGCCGUUCCGAUUGCCCGGCUCGGUGGUCGAGUGGUCGUUGUUGACGGGGUUGGGGGUUUGUGGGUUUUUGUUGCAGUUUUUGUUGACGGCGGGUUUGUCGUAUGUGCCUCCUGCCUCGGUUUCCGGCGGGAAGGUUGUUGGGCAGGGGUCCAAGGCUACUUCGAUGGUUUAUAUGCAGAUGCUGUUUGCGCUGUUUUACGAUAAAGUUGUGUGGGGCGUGACGAUGUCUGGGGUUAGUUGGAUUGGAUCGGGAUUGAUUCUAAUUUGUGCCGUUUACGUGGCUGUCGAGGGUGGAAAGAGUCCGUCGAUUCCAGCGCAAAGUGACGGAAGUGGACGUGGAUCUCGGGAUGUUGAGGGGUUCAAGGACGCCACCGAGGAGACGCAUUGA
This is a messenger RNA of Penicillium nucicola, 1464 nucleotides long. RefSeq names its product DMT family transporter. Bases 1 to 1464 code for a protein of 487 amino acids. Lineage: Eukaryota; Fungi; Ascomycota; Eurotiomycetes; Eurotiales; Aspergillaceae. The record is from RefSeq and is a predicted model, not a curated record. The transcript is spliced from 2 exons. Gene Ontology annotation, cellular component: membrane.